GGGGCAAAGCAAAGCAGAUCAGAUCAGAGUCGAAGCGAAGCCAGAGAGAUCUAGAGAGAGAUGGGCGAGGAGGCGGCGGGGUCGUCGUCGGUGGUUGGGCGCGCGGUGGAUGAGGUGCGGUCGGCGCUCAGCGAGCACGCCGACGUGGUCGCGGAGCUCUUCGGCCGCGUCUCCUCCGAGCUGCGCACCGGCUUCGCACCCGCCGUCGACUCCUUCCUCGGCUUCUUCCACGCCGUCGACUGGAAGGAGCCCUGGUUACUCAGCAUACUAACUUUUCAUGCCAUUCUGCUACUGGUUACCAUCAUCUCGAGGAGAAAUGUCAAUUUCCAACUUAUUUUGUCAGCUUUAACAUUUUCUGGUGUAUUUCUCGCCGAGAAAAUAAACAAGUUCCUAGGACAAAACUGGAAGAGCUUCUCUAGCCAAAAUUAUUUUGACCCCCAAGGUCUCUUCAUUUCAGUUAUCUGGUCUGGUCCCCUCCUUUUGAUAACGAUCCUUAUUUUGGUGAACACUCUUGUGACACUGUGCAUGCUGAUCGUCAGGUGGAAGAGGGCAGAACUCAGGCAUCGUUCUCGCGAGGCUCGUAAUAAGCAGGACUGAUCUUAGCCUGCAUCUAUAUAUAUUGGUGGCCAGUAGGAAAGCUGUUUUCUUGUUAAAUUGAUCUAACUAAGAAUAUUGGCAAUGUUUAGACAUGUUUCCGAAACGAUGUUAAUUUGAGUAGUAGUAUUUAACAUUCGGAUAUAGUCAAAGUUUUGCUCUUGCGGUGUGCGGAUAACAAUCAAUCACUUUGUUAUGUUGUGCAAUAUGAUCUUUGAGCGAGGACAGAAUGGGUUGUAGCUGGUUUGUUCAGGUGCCAAUCCUGGAACUGUUAUGUUUUCUUUUGUUGUGUCCGGUCAGGUGCAGCAACUUCAAAUUGUUGAUUACCCGAAUAAUGUAUGAACAGAUGAAUUCGAGCUA
Molecule: messenger RNA, 954 nt
Organism: Phragmites australis (common reed)
Lineage: Eukaryota; Viridiplantae; Streptophyta; Magnoliopsida; Poales; Poaceae
Exons: 4
Coding region: 61-597 (178 amino acids)
Cellular component (GO): nuclear membrane
Source: RefSeq, a predicted model, not a curated record